Capsella rubella is the source of this 686-nucleotide messenger RNA. RefSeq lists its product as uncharacterized. The transcript has a single exon. The record is from RefSeq and is a predicted model, not a curated record. The coding region runs from base 46 to 432 and encodes 128 amino acids. NCBI's taxonomy places the organism in Eukaryota, Viridiplantae, Streptophyta, Magnoliopsida, Brassicales, Brassicaceae.
UCUUCAGAGAGAUCAGAAACAAAGAGAGAGGUUUGAACCUUUGAGAUGAUGAUGAAGGUUGGUUUCAUGAUUGUAGCUCUUUUUAUCGUAUCCGUUGAGAUUUCAGCUAAAGAAAUUUCACCAAAGGUGUCUCCUACUGAGCAUUCGUCUUCUCCGCCUCAGCCAGAGAAUGAAAUGUCUCCAUCUCCGACAAUGUCUACUGAAUACGAUUAUUCGUCUUCGUCUCAGUUUACAGAAGCCAGUGAUCUCAAUUACACUGAGAAUAUCAGAAAGGGAGGCAAAAAAGCCUCCGCAGGAGACAAAACUGGAAUUGUUGUCGGAGCCAUUGCAGCGGUGAGUAUGGUCGGCUUCGGUGGAGGAUAUUUGUUGAAGAAACGGCGUGAGAACGUUCGCCGUUCGCGGUAUGGAUACGCCGCCACUGAAUUCUUCUGAAGAUCUCGUCACCGCCUUCAAAAUUCUCAAAGUCUUCUUUCUUUCGGUAUAUAUUUGUUUGUUCGUUCUUAUAAAUCUUUUGAAUAUGCAAAUUUGUGGUGUAGCAUUCGAACAAGAUGCAAAAGUGAGUUCUGUUUAUUGAGAGAUUCACAACAUUGUAUAUUGAAAAAACAGAGAGAACAUGAGGCAUCAGAUUGUUUUUGUCUAAUUGAAAAAUGAAACACCACAAGGAAAUAAAUAACUUCAUUUUUACA